UGGAUUGUUGCUUGAGACUUUCCUUUCCUUUUCCUUUAGUUGUUUUCUACUUCAUCUUUUAGAUUUUGCUGAUGACAAGGAAGGAUGAGAAAGUGGGCAAUGUGGGGAGAGGACGGUGUUUGGUCAACCACUAGAUGACAGCAACAACGCACUUUCUCUUGCUCAGAUCAGACUUUGCAAGCAGGACACCAUGGGCAUCAGGGAGGAACUGCAGAGCCGUCGGUUCUGGUGUAGCCUAUUGGCGGAAGCCACAGGCACCCUCAUCUUUGUCUGGAUAGUGCUGGGUGCCUCAUCCCCUGCUGGUCCCAAAGAAGUGCUGCCUCCUCCACUCCAGCCAGCCCUUGCAGCAGGAUUGGUAGCUAUUAGUGUGGCACACUGUUUCGGUAAGAUCAGUGGUGCCCAAGUCAACCCCGCCCUCACCAUGGCCUUCCUGUGCACUCGUAAACUGGAUGCUCUGCAUGCCUCGAGCUACAUCCUGGCCCAGUGUCUGGGUGCCAUCAUAGCAUCGGGGGUCUUUUAUCUCGUGUUGCCCACCUCAGCCAUUGGGCAAUUGGUCACAAAGGUCAGCGCUGAGGGGAAUGCAGGACAGGCUCUGGGGAUGGAGGCGUUUUCCACUUUCCAGCUGGCUCUUACAAUUUUUGCGGUAGAAGAUCACUGGAGGCAUGAACUAAGGGAGCCUGCGGGGGUCUUGGCUAUUGGUUUCUCUGUGAUAGCAGGAGCUCUCGCUGCGGGUACCUUCUCUGGAGGCAGUAUGAAUCCAGCCCGAUCCUUGGGUCCAGCUGUCAUCACAGGAUUCUGGGAACAUCACUGGGUGUAUUGGCUUGGCCCUAUUCUGGGUGCUGUUGCGGCUGGAGUCUCCUAUGAAUUCUUCUUUGCUGACAGUGCUUCACGGGAAAAGCUUGUUGCCUGCCUGACCUGUCGUGACAUUGAAAUUGUGGAGGUGGCCAGCAUGUCUCGGUCUUCACUCUCUGCUGCUGUUCAGGCUAAACCACCUGACAGGGAAGAACAUGGCACCGAGUAGGAAGCAACAGCAAUUUCCCAUCUCUUUGUCUUCUUGUAAAGCCCUCUGUUCAGCUUCCAGCUUCCUUCCAUCUUAUCCAGCUUCCUAUAUAUUUGCAUGUGUACCGGCAUUAAGUUGAGACUGAGAUUGGAGCUCUUAAAGCACAGCACAGCCAUCAUGACUCUGCUAGAACUCUCUAAUUCUGUUCACAGUUUACAGCAUAAGUAGAAUCAAAUAGAGUAAUCCAAGGAAGGAUAGAAACCAGGAUUCCUGGAUUCUCAUUGUUUCUAGAUGGGACCUAAAGCAUGGGUCCCCAACAUGAUGCUCAUUGGCUUCAGUAUA
Molecule: messenger RNA, 1342 nt
Organism: Candoia aspera
Lineage: Eukaryota; Metazoa; Chordata; Lepidosauria; Squamata; Candoiidae
Product: aquaporin-4-like
Exons: 5
Coding region: 191-1021 (276 amino acids)
Biological process (GO): water transport; transmembrane transport
Cellular component (GO): plasma membrane
Molecular function (GO): water channel activity
Source: RefSeq, a predicted model, not a curated record